This is a messenger RNA of Hippopotamus amphibius kiboko, 2864 nucleotides long. RefSeq names its product AT-rich interaction domain 3A (gene ARID3A). Lineage: Eukaryota; Metazoa; Chordata; Mammalia; Artiodactyla; Hippopotamidae. Gene Ontology annotation, molecular function: DNA binding. Gene Ontology annotation, cellular component: nucleus. The record is from RefSeq and is a predicted model, not a curated record. The coding region runs from base 377 to 2164 and encodes 595 amino acids. The transcript is spliced from 9 exons. Gene Ontology annotation, biological process: regulation of transcription by RNA polymerase II.
CGCGCAGCUCGCGGCCCGGGCGGGAGGCCAGGCGCGGCCGGGGCAGGGCCGGACGCCAGGCGCGGGGCACGCGCCCCCCGAGCGCGCCCCGCGCCCCCCGAGCGCGCCCCGCGCGGUUUCUGCAGACACGUGAAUGAGCCAGCCGCCGGCCGCCGCCCCCUGGUGCCCGGUGUGAGGAGCAGGCGCGGCCCGCCCGCAGCUGGCAUGCCCGGCCGGCCCUGAGCCUGCGCCAGCGGCCCCGCCCCCGCCCCCCGCCACCCUGCACGGCCCCGGCUCCCCCGCGGCCCCCACACUGCAGUGCGGCCGGGCCCCCUCCCCACAGGGGCCGCCCCCGCCGCCCCCCGCCGGUGCCCGGGGCGGCCCGGCCCGCAGGGCCAUGAAGCUGCAGGCCGUGAUGGAGACGCUCCUGCAGCGGCAGCAGCGGGCGCGCCAGGAGCUGGAGGCCCGGCAGCCGCCGCCGCCCCCCGAGCCCCCGGCCGGCCCCCCGGCCCGCGCCAGGGCCGCCCCGGACGAGGACAGGGAGCCCGACGGCACCCGGAUGCAGCGCGCGCAGAUGGCCGCGCUGGCCGCCAUGCGGGCCGCCGCCGCCGGCCUCAGCCACGCGCCCAGCCCCGGCGGCUCCGAGGACGAGGACGCGGCCCCGGAGGGGGCACCCGGUUCGCCCGCCGCGCCCGGCCGAGGCAGGGAGGCGGCCGGCCUCCCCGAAGGCGACGGCCACUUCGAGGACGCGGGCUCCGGCGAUGACCUGAAGCCGAAAUGGGAGGAGGAGGAGGAGGAGGAGGAGGAGGAGGAAGAGGAGAUGGAGGAAGACCUGGGGGAGGACGAGGAGGAGGAGGACGAGGAGGACUACGAGGACGAGGAGGGGCUCGGGCCCCCGGGCUCCGCCGGCCUGGGCCCCGCCACCCUGUUCCCCCGCAGGGCCCAGCCGCUGCAGGCCUUCCGUGGCGACGGCGGGCCCCGGGCGCUGGGCAGCCAGGAGCGCCCGGGGGCUGGCCCGGCUCUCCCUGGAGGGGCUGCCCACACGGCGCCCCAGCUGCAGCCGCCGGACCACGGGGACUGGACGUACGAGGAGCAGUUCAAGCAGCUCUACGAACUGGACGGGGACCCCAAGAGGAAGGAGUUCCUGGACGACUUGUUCAGCUUCAUGCAGAAGCGAGGGACCCCCGUGAACCGCAUCCCCAUCAUGGCCAAGCAGGUGCUCGACCUGUUCAUGCUGUACGUGCUGGUGACGGAGAAGGGCGGCCUGGUGGAGGUCAUCAACAAGAAGCUGUGGCGGGAGAUCACCAAGGGCCUCAACCUGCCCACGUCCAUCACCAGCGCCGCCUUCACGCUGCGCACCCAGUACAUGAAGUACCUGUACCCCUACGAGUGUGAGAAGCGUGGCCUCAGCAACCCCAACGAGCUCCAGGCGGCCAUCGACAGCAACCGCAGGGAGGGCCGGCGCCAGAGCUUCGGGGGCUCCCUCUUCGCCUAUUCGCCGGGCGGGGCCCACGGCGUGCUGUCCUCGCCCAAGCUGCCCGUGUCCUCCCUGGGCCUGGCCGCCAGCACCAACGGCAGCUCCAUCACCCCAGCCCCCAAGAUCAAGAAAGAGGAGGACUCGGCCAUCCCCAUCACGGUCCCCGGCCGCCUGCCGGUGUCCCUGGCGGGUCACCCCGUGGUGGCGGCCCAGGCGGCGGCGGCGCAGGCGGCCGUGGCGGCGCAGGCGGCCGCGCUGGAGCAGCUACGGGAGAAGCUGGAGUCCGGGGAGCCUCCUGAGAAGAAGAUGGCGCUGGUGGCGGAGGAGCAGCAGCGGCUGAUGCAGCGCGCGCUGCAGCAGAACCUCCUGGCCAUGACGGCCCAGCUGCCCAUGAGCAUCCGCAUCCACAGCCAAGCCGCGGAGAGCCGCCAGGACUCCGCCGGGACCGCGAGCGGCGGCGCCAAUGGUAGCAGCAGUAUCAGCAUGUCCGUGGAGAUCAACGGCGUCGUGUACACAGGAGUGCUGUUCGCCCAGCCGCCAGCCCCCACGCCACCCUCAGCUGCAGGCAAAGGCGGAGGUGGUGGCAGCCGAGGAGGAGGAGGAGGAGGAGAAGGGACCAGCGCGACCAGCAGCGCAGGCAGCCAGGCGGGGCCGGCAGGGUUGUCUGCACCCCCCACAUCUUCUACCUCAAAUAACUCAUUGCCUUAACCGCUUCACUCCCCACCCUGGGAGCCCGCCACCCUGGGCAGGGGGUCCAGGUGGGCCAAGCAGGGGCCGGGAUGGCGGAAGAUACGGGUGGGGAGGGGCGGUAGCCACAGAGGAGCGACAGCUGACGCCAAAAAAAAAAAGAAAAAUAUAUAUACGUAUAUAUAUAUAUAAAGAAAAUUUAAUAAAACGGGGGAAAACCAAGGAACACUUGAAUUACUCAGGUUUCGGACAUACAGAGAGAUGAAUUGUGAGGGCAGCAAAGGAAAUUAGAAACGAGAGGCGGGUGUCCCCGAGGGCUUUCCUGCGGCCCUGGUGGACCGCCUUGGACUGGUGUCUGGUUUGGACAGGCCAAUCCUGUUUACCUCAUACAUCCCUGCACUGUGGUUUUUCAUUUUUAUCUGGUUUUUUUUUUCCUUUUUUUUUUUUUUUCUCUGUCUUCAUCACACACUCAUGACACCCAGGUCCUUGUGUUGAAUGAAACCCCUGAGCCAAGAUCAGCUGAAUUUUUUUCCUGUUGCUUUUGGGAACUUUUUUUUAAAAGAAAUAGUGUAAUUCAAACUCUAUAAGGUUUUUAAGACGUUUCGGGGGUUUUGUUUUGUAAAUAUUCUAUUUUAUUCUUGGGGAAGGAAUCAAACCUAGGAAAAGGAUAUAUAUAUAUCUAUAUAUUUGUGUUCAUUCAGGGAAACUGGACUUGAAAAAG